Messenger RNA from Schistosoma haematobium, 938 nucleotides. Its product is annotated as Pyroglutamyl-peptidase 1, variant 2. The coding region runs from base 70 to 687 and encodes 205 amino acids. The record is from RefSeq and is a predicted model, not a curated record. The transcript is spliced from 4 exons. Gene Ontology annotation, biological process: proteolysis. Gene Ontology annotation, molecular function: pyroglutamyl-peptidase activity. Lineage: Eukaryota; Metazoa; Platyhelminthes; Trematoda; Strigeidida; Schistosomatidae. Gene Ontology annotation, cellular component: cytosol.
GAAUUUGAAAUCAGCAACUUCUCCGUCAAGGUCACGCUUGUGUUAUCGCUCACCCAAUUUUAAACUUGAAUGCACAUAAUUAUCACUGGUUUUGGGCUUUAUGGAAGUUGCGAAUACAAUUCCAGUUCGUUGGCUGUUAAUCGUUUGAGACAAAUUUGGAAUAAAACGUAUACUGAUACUUGUACUGGUAUAAAACUACACACAAUAGAGAAUGUUCCUGUCACGUAUAAAGCUGUUGACCAAUGCGUUAAUUCUAUCUGGAAAGAAAACCCUGAUUUAGUGAUACAUGUCGGUAUGGACGCCAGUGUGACGAUGCCAAUUUUGGAAACUCUGUCAUAUAAUAGUGGUUACGAUAAACCAGAUAUGGAUGGCGCUUAUUGUGGAAAUAAUGGUUGUGUUAAUAUUCAUGGUGAACCAAUCCUUUAUUGUAACAUGAAUUUGAGUAAAGCAUACAGUAAACUAGUGGAUAGUCAUAUUGCUUGUUCAAUUUCAAAUGAUCCAGGCAGGUUUUUAUGUGGCUAUAUAUACUACAAAUCACUGGAAUAUUCACCUGAUCGAGUUGUUUUCAUACAUGUCCCAUGUGCAACUAGAAUGUCUGUUGAAGAUACUGCUAUUUCACUUCUACAGAUAAUUCGUGAACUAACUGCUUUAAAAGGAGUUAUAAUUCCUUAUACAUUGACUACUUAACAGCAAACUUCUUAAAAUUUUAUUUCCUAUAAAUUUUUGUGAGUAAAUUAGUAGAACCUCAAUUAACCUGCGCAGUGGUCUUCUCUAUACACUGAGAAAAGCUGAUUUCAUGUCAUUAUUUUUAUACUCAUUAUGCCUGCAUUCUUUUAUGCACUGACGGCAUUAACAAACCAUUAAAAUGAACUCAAUUUUCUGUACAGAAUAAUUUACUUUCAGGUAUAGAAAAAAUAAAUUCAUUUUCAGGUUUCUUA